GCGUGACCCACACUUCGUGUCCGAAUAUGCAGGCUGGAGGGAUCCUACAAGUACAAAAGAGGGAAGCUUCCAAGUGAGUUACUGCCUACUGGUUCUAGUUCUGUGCUGUAUCCUGCAUCGCUACAUCUGCAAAGUAGGGAGUCGGAUCAUAAAUCCACGUCGCUCAUCUCCGCAGUGCAGUGAUCAGUGAUUGAGUGGCGAACAGGUGCUCGUAGUACUUCCUGACCUUUCACUCGAGUCAGGAGAGUACGAGUGUUGCAUUGUUCAAACUAUAAUUUACUUGUUUUAGAUCGACUGGUGAAGGGAGAAGAGAGUAAGCAGAGCAAGCAUGGAGGUGAUAGUUUGCCCAGGUACAACCACGGCUGCUGAUGACCAGUCAGUGGUACUAGAGGAUGGAUCGCGCGUUUCGAAGCUAGUCGGCAAGGAUGGCGAGCUGCGAACCAAAUUGUUCGACGACGUAUCAACUGCGUACGAAGCGUUUGAGCGAGGCUGCCGUAUCAGUGGCGAUAGGGAAUUUCUGGGCCAGCGCAGCGGGCCAGCACCUGACUUUGCCUUUGAGUGGAUGACGUACAAUGAGGUGAAGGCAAAAGUGGAGAAGCUUUCGGCUGGUCUCGUCAAGCUUGGCAUGGAGCCGCAAAAGCAUGUUGGAAUGUUCUCACGCAACCGGCCCGAGUUUCAAAUCAGCCAGCUGGCCUGCUUCAGACAGGCUGCAGUGCUCAUCCCCCUGUACGACACUCUGGGACCGGAGGCCAUUGUGCACAUUCUCAAACAAGCAGACCUGAACCUGGUCAUUGUUUCCGGCGACAAGCUGAAGAAUUUGUUGGACCAGGCGGAGAGCGCAGCGUGCAUGAAAACAAUUGUGUCCCUGGACGAAGUCACCGAGGAGCAAGUAAAGGCAGCGGGUGACGUCGGUAUCAAGCUGUUCAACUACGAGGACGUGAUGAAGUCGGGUGAAGAGUCUGCACAGGAAUGCAAGCUGCCCACUCCUGACGAUACUGCCGUCGUCUGCUAUACCAGUGGCACGACCGGAAAUCCCAAAGGAGUUGUACUUACGCACAAGUGUCUGGUAGCUGAUGUCACUGGCGCUUGCCUGGCCCUGGGAGCAGCGAUGCCUUUUGACGAGAACCUUGUUCAUAUCUCCUAUCUGCCACUCGCCCAUAUGUUUGAGCAGCUUAAUGAGAUGUUCAUCACUUGGUAUGGUGGUCGCAUUGGCUUCUUCCGCGGUGACCCCAAGCUAUUGAUUGAGGACAUCCAGACACUGAAACCAAACUAUCUGCCCGUUGUGCCACGAAUCCUCAACCGCCUUUAUGGCAAAGUCAUGGACGGCGUCAACCAGGCCGGCUUUAUCAAGCGUUUCCUGUUCAACACCGGUCUCAACUCUAAGUUGUCCUACCUGAAGCGUGGUGAGACGCGACAGGAUACAAUGUGGGACUCGAUCGUGUUCGCCAAGUUCCGUAACUUGCUUGGCGGGCGUGUCCAGUGUGCAGUGACGGGAGCGGCACCGUGCAGUGCAGAGGUGCUUAGCUUCAUGCGCGCCGCCCUCGGCUGUCCAGUCUUCCAAGGCUACGGUCAGAGCGAAUGCACCGCCGCCGCUACCUGCUCUCUGGUUGGUGACGGCGAGCCGGGACAUGUCGGUCCCCCGAUGGCCUGCUCCAAGGUCAAGCUGUUCAGCGUCCCCGAGAUGAACUACCUGGCGGAGAACAACGAAGGAGAGGUGUGCUUUCAGGGCCCAAACCUCUUCUCGGGCUAUCUCCAUGAUGAGGCCAAGACCAAAGAGGCCAUAGAUGAAGAUGGCUGGUUGCACUCUGGCGAUAUUGGACGCUGGAAUCCGAACGGCACGCUCAGCAUCAUUGACCGCAAGAAGAACAUCUUCAAGCUGGCACAGGGCGAGUACAUUGCCCCGGAGAAAAUCGAGAUGAUCUACCAACAGGUUGGCUUUGUUGGCCAGGUGUUCGUGCACGGCGACAGCCUCGAGACUGCCCUGCUGGGUUUCAUUGUUCCUGAUGAUGCUGUUGCUGCACGUUGGGCAACCGACCACAGCGAAGAGACGGCUAUGGAGGCCGUCUGUAAGAACGAGCAGUUCAAGCAGGACAUCAUGAAGGAGAUCCAUGCGCUGGGAAAAGAAAAGGGGCUGAAGGGCUUCGAGCAGGUGAAAGCGCUGCAUCUGCACCCCGAGCCGUUCACCGUGGAGGACAACUUGCUGACGCCAACCAUGAAGAUGAAGCGUCCUCAGCUUCGCACCAGGUUUGCCACCGAAAUCCAGGCCAUGUAUGCUGAUCUGAAGGCGCAGUGAUUUGACACAUCAGAGCAGCAAGGGGCAAGCCUAGCCACCCUCAGACAUCAGGGCAGCAGCAGGCAAGCCUAGCCAUCCCCCUUUUUUAAAUUUUUUCUAAGAAGAGUGCAUCACGUGCCAUACAUAACAGCUACUACCUAUGCACCUGUACACACAGCUGUCUGCUGUAUCACUCUAUGGUGAAAAUAUUCAUUUAUUAUUCUUUUUUUUAUCCCUGCCGUAGCUUUCCAAAGAAUGCUCGCGUUUCUAGGCUCUCGUACCAAACUGCUUUCCGUGCAAGUUCCGUGUAGAGCUGUAGCCUACAUCCUUGUACUGUAGCAGGCACACUUUGUCCACAAAAUUAUGUACACACUAUUUGAGCUGAUUAGCCCAUUUUAUGCUUGCUCUCUCCUUGUAGGCGAAUAGGAUUGUAGGUGUAAGUUGUUACCGCAGGCACUAGGUGUCAUACAUUGUCACUGCCUUGCUCUUUGUUCUUUCAAUUGUUUUGCUCAGUAGCCCACUGGCAAGGAUCUGCAGAUAGAAAGUAUUUUCAAUUAUUAAAUUCUAGCAUACUCUUGGCGUGGAGAAAUUCAUGCACUCGUUUUAGGAAUGCAAAUCAUGCCGUACUCUA
Messenger RNA from Sycon ciliatum, 2903 nucleotides. RefSeq names its product long-chain-fatty-acid--CoA ligase 1-like. The record is from RefSeq and is a predicted model, not a curated record. The transcript has 2 exons. Bases 329 to 2293 code for a protein of 654 amino acids. Gene Ontology annotation, biological process: long-chain fatty acid metabolic process. NCBI's taxonomy places the organism in Eukaryota, Metazoa, Porifera, Calcarea, Leucosolenida, Sycettidae. Gene Ontology annotation, molecular function: long-chain fatty acid-CoA ligase activity. Gene Ontology annotation, cellular component: endoplasmic reticulum; membrane.